Messenger RNA from Sphaeramia orbicularis (orbiculate cardinalfish), 1211 nucleotides. It is a transcript of the gene selenos, whose product is annotated as selenoprotein S. Gene Ontology annotation, cellular component: Derlin-1-VIMP complex; endoplasmic reticulum membrane; Derlin-1 retrotranslocation complex. The transcript has 6 exons. The record is from RefSeq and is a predicted model, not a curated record. NCBI's taxonomy places the organism in Eukaryota, Metazoa, Chordata, Actinopteri, Kurtiformes, Apogonidae. Bases 119 to 703 code for a protein of 194 amino acids. Gene Ontology annotation, biological process: endoplasmic reticulum unfolded protein response; retrograde protein transport, ER to cytosol.
CCUUGAACGUCUCAUUACCUUUGGGUAAAGAUGGCGGAAGCAGGAAGUGUUGACUACAACACGUAAUCUCAGUUUGACUUCGGAAAGGUUUCCUGCUCAGCGUUUGCGUUUUUCUGAAAUGGACGACGUGGAGAUAACGGAUGUCGACGACGGCGACUUUCCUCGAAUGGAGCCAGAACCGGAACCGCAGAACCGGGACCUGAGCUUCCUGAGCAUGGCCGUCGGAGACGUUCUGUCCCAGUAUGGAUGGUACCUGCUGGCUGUGACAGCUGUGGUCUACCUGCUGAUCCAGUACUUCCACAGGAGGAGGUCCGAGGCACUUCACAACAGCCCCCCCACCCAGAGCCAGCAGGAUGCAUCGUUGGUGGUGAAAAGACAAGAGGCCAUGGAAGCAGCUCGAAGAAAGAUGCAAGAGGAACUGGAUGCCAGAGCUGCCAUGUUCAAAGAGAAGCAGAAACAGCAAGAAGACGACAAGAGGAGACAAAAAAUAGAGAUGUGGGAGAGUAUGCAACAAGGGAAGAGUUACAAAGGAACUUCUAAACUUACUCAGAACACUGAAGACACCAGUUCAUCAACGACGGCGCUGAAACCCAAGACGGAAAAGAAGCUGCUUCGCAGCGCUGAUUACAAUCCCCUCACUGGGCAGGGGGGGGGCAGCUGCUCCUGGAGACCGGGCCGAAGAGGACCGUCGUCCGGGGGAUGAGGCUAAGGCGGGUCAGAGACAUCGGGAUAACCUUUGACCUCUGACAACACACUGCACCCUGACUGACUGAACAAAGCUGAUCAUGUCUCCACGUGUUUUUACAUUUGUUUCUCAUUUUGUUGAUGAUCUUCUUUAUGUGUUUUAAUGCUUCUGUUGCAGGGUUAGCAUUAGCAUUAGCUCUAACCUUGUGUACAGUGUGAAGACAUUGUUAGCUUUUCCAUGAAGCCAGUCCUGUAAACGGUUUGUAACCGGUGGGUUUGGCUGAUGAGUGUCAGUCAGUGGGUUUUCUGUUUCUGUUUCUGUUUUUAUCUUUAUCAGUUUCAUCUACGUCUGAAAUUAUAAUGUCACUGCGUUUUCAGUAAAAGUCAUGUAUGUCAAUCACAAGUCUGUUAUAAAAUAAAUGUUUCUGGUGAUUUAGUUACAAAUAUUCUGAUUUGUUGAAGUGGAACCUGUGACAAUAAUGCAAUAAAGAAGUGAAGAAAAGGUCAAAGGUCACCACUCACCUGAA